Molecule: messenger RNA, 380 nt
Organism: Trachemys scripta elegans
Lineage: Eukaryota; Metazoa; Chordata; Testudines; Emydidae
Product: 40S ribosomal protein S24-like
Exons: 1
Coding region: 42-350 (102 amino acids)
Biological process (GO): translation
Cellular component (GO): ribosome
Molecular function (GO): structural constituent of ribosome
Source: RefSeq, a predicted model, not a curated record
AAGCUUUUUCCUCGCUCCCUCGGAGAGAGCUAACCGCCGAGAUGAAUGACACUGUGACCAUCAGAACCAGGAAGUUCAUGACUAAUAGACUGCUUCAGCGUAAACAGAUGGUGAUUGAUGUUCUUCAUCCUGGAAAGGCCACAGUUCCCAAAACUGAAAUCAGGGAAAAGCUGGCAAAAAUGUACAAAACAACGCCAGAUGUAAUUUUCGUCUUUGGCUUCAGAACCCAUUUUGGUGGUGGCAAGACAACAGGCUUUGGCAUGAUUUAUGAUUCCCUGGACUAUGCAAAGAAGAAUGUUUACACCAAUGAUACUCCGACUACCGCUUAUGAGCUGCAAGUGGCUCUUUAAUGUGUUUCCUGUGGCUCUUUGUGAUUUAAU